This is a messenger RNA of Lottia gigantea (owl limpet), 528 nucleotides long. RefSeq lists its product as hypothetical. The annotation marks the transcript as partial. Gene Ontology annotation, biological process: protein K63-linked deubiquitination. Gene Ontology annotation, molecular function: K63-linked deubiquitinase activity; protein binding; metal-dependent deubiquitinase activity. Gene Ontology annotation, cellular component: endosome; membrane. Lineage: Eukaryota; Metazoa; Mollusca; Gastropoda; Lottiidae. The record is from RefSeq and is a predicted model, not a curated record. The transcript is spliced from 4 exons.
UUACGUCAAGUUAUUAUACCAUCUAAUAUCUUCUCACAGUUCUUAUUGAAAGCUGAAUCUAACACCAAGAAAAAUACAGAAACAUUGGGUAUAUUAUUUGGUAAAUUGUCGAAAAAUUCGUUUACAAUAAGUGACGUGUUUAUUCCAAAACAACAUGGUACCCCAGAUAGCUGUGAUAUGGAAAAUGAAAUGGAUCUAAUUGAUUUUCAAGAUAAAUGUAAUUUAAUAACUUUAGGAUGGAUUCAUACCCAUCCAUCUCAAACAGCGUUUUUAUCCAGUGUUGACAUGCACACUCACUUCCCGUACCAGAAAAUGAUGCCUGAAUCUGUAGCUGUAGUCUGUUCACCUAAAUAUAAAGAAUCAGGUGUAUUUAGAUUAACUAAAAAUGGUUUAAAUGAAAUUGGUUCGUGUACACAGAAAGGUUUUCACUAUCAUCAGAAAGAACCGCCAUUAUUUGAGGUAGGUGUAACAAGAAUAUUUACCAAAAUUGAUAUUAAUGAAAUAGAGCGGUAUUUAUUUGCACCUUGA